Prunus persica (peach) is the source of this 2627-nucleotide messenger RNA. RefSeq names its product phosphatidylinositol 4-kinase gamma 4. Gene Ontology annotation, molecular function: protein binding. The coding region runs from base 505 to 2277 and encodes 590 amino acids. The record is from RefSeq and is a predicted model, not a curated record. NCBI's taxonomy places the organism in Eukaryota, Viridiplantae, Streptophyta, Magnoliopsida, Rosales, Rosaceae. The transcript is spliced from 3 exons.
CUGUCGUGUAGCUUCUGAGAAUGUUCCUUACGGCAAUUAAAAUUAAUGGAAAUAAUAAAUGCUCAAUCGUCGUCAAAAUUCAACCCCUCACCCCUCCACUACGCAUAUCUCAGGCGGCUACACGCGUCUUCUCUCUCUCUCUUCUUGUCCAUCUCUCCUGUUGUCUUUCAAAAUUACAAACCUUAGCUGCUAUACGACAAAUCCUAAUCGAGCACCCUUCACUUCUUCAGUUCUUGGUGAUGAAUUUAUAGUGUUUCUGCCUGGGUUGCUUUUUCCCCUUUGUUUUGGAGGGGGAGGGGUAUUCAAGUUUGUUCCUUUUGCUGUAUAGUUUGUGAAUAUUGAAUCUAGGGUUUGUUUGAUCAUCUGGGUAGCAAUCAGGUGGUGAAUUUAGGAUUCGGAAUGGCUGCAUUGUUGUAAAGUUGUGAAAUUUUCUUAGGGUUUGAAAGUUCUGCAUUGAUUUGAAGAGCUUUUGACUUUCUUGGAAUUUUUCAAAUUAAGAGCAAAAUGUCGUCGGCCGGUAUUGCUGCUCUUACACCGGCUCAUAGUGAGCCCAUGUUUUCGCAAUCGUGUCUGUCAUCAAAUGAGUCGAUUAUGAUAUUUCUCUCUGUUUCUGGAUCAACUACUCCCAUGAGUGUUUUGGAAUCUGACUCUGUUGAGUCAGUUAAGUUUAGGAUCCAAACCUAUAAAGGGUUUGUUGCUAAGAAGCAGAAGUUAGUUUGUGGAGGUAGGGAACUGGCUAGGAGCGAUUCCAUACUCCGGGAAUAUGGGGUAACAGAUGGAAAUGUUUUACAUUUGGUUCUUAGGCUUUCUGACCUUCAGGAGAUCAAUGUUCGAACUACUUGUGGGAAAGAAUUUACUUUCCACGUGGGACGUGGUAAAGAUGUUGGGUAUGUUAAACAAAAGAUCGCCAAGAAGAGUAAAGAGUUUGUUGAUCUAGAAGAGCAAGAAGUUGUGUGUGAUGGAAAACUACUCGAGGAUCAGAGACUUAUUGAUGACAUAUGUAAACAUAAUGAUGCUGUCUUACAUUUGUUGAUUCGGAAGUCAGCAAAAGUUCGGGCCAAACCAGUUGAGAAGAACUUUGAAUUGUCUGUUGUGGCAUCACAUUUGAAUGAUGGGAAAAGUUAUGAAGUUGAUGGAGAUAAUGUGAAGCGACAAUAUGAUGUCGGUGAGCAAGACUUUAGGAGAGGUUAUGAAGUUGAUGAAGAAGUUGUGCCAAGAAAACCUCCUGACAGGGAUUUUUUGUUCGAGCCUGUCAUUGUUAACCCCAAGAUUAAAUUACCAUCCCUGAUUUGGGAUAUGGUUAAUGAAACAUCUAACGGAUUAGAUAGUGGGAGUUAUCCAAUCAGGUCCAUGGAGGGUACAGGAGGAGCGUAUUUUAUGCUCGACUCAACAGGGCAAAAGUAUGUAUCUGUUUUUAAGCCGAUUGAUGAGGAGCCUAUGGCUCCAAACAAUCCGAGGGGGCUUCCAUUGUCACUUGAUGGGGAAGGAUUGAAAAAGGGAACAAGAGUUGGAGAAGGAGCAUUCAGGGAAGUUGCAGCUUACCUUUUGGAUCACCCAAAGGGUGGGCAUCGCAUGCUGUUUGGUAAUGCAAAGGGCUUUGCUGGGGUCCCCCCAACAUUUAUAGUCAAGUGCUUUCAUAGUGCAUUCAACCAUCCCGAGGAUGCAAUUGUCAAGAUUGGGUCCUUGCAGAAGUUCAUGGAGAACAAUGGAAGUUGCGAGGACAUGGGCCCUGCCGCUUUCCCAGUUGAGGAAGUCCAUAAAAUUUCUGUUUUGGAUAUUAGAUUGGCAAAUGCGGAUAGGCAUGCUGGAAAUAUUUUGCUGAGCAAGGAGAGUGAAGGUGGCCAGACUGUGCUGAUUCCAAUUGAUCACGGGUACUGCUUGCCCGAAAGUUUUGAAGACAUUACAUUUGACUGGCUGUACUGGCCACAAGCACGCAAGCCGUAUGCCGAUGAGGUCAUUGAUUACAUAAAAUCACUGGAUGCAGAGGAAGAUAUCGCCCUUUUGAAGUUCCAUGGAUGGGACAUGCCACCUAAAUGUGCUCGAACACUUCGCAUUUCAACUAUGCUUCUGAAGAAAGGGGUAGAGAGGCGGCUCUCUCCCUUUGCCAUAGGAAGCAUAAUGUGCAGGAAGACCUUGAACAAGGAAUCCAUCAUUGAGGAGAUAGUGCAAGAAGCGGAGGAUUCUGUGCUUCCAGAUUCAAGCGAAGAUGCUUUUCUUGAGACUAUAUCCGAAAUCAUGGAUUGUCGCCUUGAUGAGAUCGCUAGAUCACCUUCUUGAUGAUAAUGCUACUGGAUCAUGUGGUGAACGUAGGUAUAUAAGUGUAUAUGUCAUGUGAUUGACGUACAUAUGUUUGUGUGGCAGGCCGACUAGAUCUCCUCUUGCCCAUACAAACCUUGACUUCUUCAAGAAUUUCAUCUUUGUUUUUUCAUUGUAGACCAAAAUCCAUUUCGUCCUUGUUUUUUCCAUUGUAGACCAAAGUCCAUUCCGUAUUUGUUUUUCCAUUGUAGAACAAAAUCCCUUCUGUUUGACCUGUAGAGGAGGUCAUGUUUCGUGAUAAUUUCUCAUGCUUUUGUAAUUGCACCUCAAAUUUGUAUUGAUAAUAGAAAUUUCAUUUGUUAGGUUUGGGA